Molecule: messenger RNA, 1226 nt
Organism: Caenorhabditis elegans
Lineage: Eukaryota; Metazoa; Nematoda; Chromadorea; Rhabditida; Rhabditidae
Source: the annotation of a RefSeq genome assembly
AUGUUCAAAUAUUUGUUGGCUUUACUGUUAACCAUCGGCCUUGUAAUAGCUCUGGCAAUAGCAAUAAUAUUCAAACUUCUAAAAAAGCCUUUUCAAAUAAUGAAGCUACCGCACCUUGCAUUCAAAAAUGUAAUCAAUAUUAUGGAUAUUAAUGAUGUAGUCACUAUGGCUCAGACAUCAAAAAACGUUCGACAUAGAUUGAAACUUGUAAAUCGUGAAAUUUUCAACGUAAUCAUUGAAUGGCACGCAGACUUUUCGCUCAAAAAAAUUUUUCCCUAUUACCAAAGAAUAAUUGUAAUGGAAACAGAAAGAGAUAUGAAAUAUGUAAAUCAAUUUAUGAGGCACGAAUACAAGGAAUCGACUGGGCAACCCGCUUCGACGUCAAUUUUUAUAUUAAUUUCUUCUGCACGCACUACAAAAACAUGAACAAGUCUCCAUGUCUGUUUUUCAAAACGUCACAAGAGUUAAUCAAUAUUUUGAAUUUUUUGAAUGAUUCGUUUUUAAUUGAUCAUGUCGAUUUGGCAAUAGAUCGUGAUCAACUCUAUGGGGAAUUUCGAUCCACGUUGAGUCAUUCAUUAUUUCGGAAGUGCCAUUUUUUCAAACUUCUUGGAGAUGAUUCGUGGAUUAGCACAGAAGAUAUGGAUUUUAUAUUAAAUCACUUUGACUUAAAAUAUGGUUUCUUGACUCGUUGUUUACAGAAACGGGAGUUCAACCGGAAACUGGGAGGUGCUAUUGAAGUUGGAUGCACUGUACUAUGUUUUUCACUCUAGUGGCUCAAUAUUCCCCGAUUGGAUUUCAAUAGAAACCCAGAGUUAACAUUAAACGAUUUGAAAAUGAUGAACUUCGAAAAGAUCCGAUUAUUUGAUUGUUCAAUCCCGACGAUACAGCUCAACGAGUACAUUUAUUACUGGUUAGCCGGCAAUUUGCCGAAGUUACGAAGAUUUCAAUUGAACUACUGGUGGAAUCAGUGGACUGAUGAUUUAUUGAGUGGUUUACCGCAUUUGGAAUGGAAUCCAAAACACCGAGCAAGAAUCUACUGUGAUGAUCUCGAAGAAGUGGAUUGUUCAAAAGGACGAGAUAUCGAGAGAAGUGAUGGUCUACUCGCAACUAUUUUAAUCGAACCCAAUGCAAUGUACUUUCUCGUAUGUCAUGAUAGAUUCCCAACGGAUCCUCGAACAUUGUUUAACUUUUCUGAUUCUGUAUCGAUUCCAAUUACUGAUGAUUGA